Messenger RNA from Diospyros lotus (date-plum), 879 nucleotides. RefSeq lists its product as uncharacterized. The transcript is spliced from 2 exons. Bases 1 to 879 code for a protein of 292 amino acids. The record is from RefSeq and is a predicted model, not a curated record. Lineage: Eukaryota; Viridiplantae; Streptophyta; Magnoliopsida; Ericales; Ebenaceae.
AUGGUGCAAGGAUCUCAUCCUAUUUGUGUAACUUGUGGGGCAAAUCAUCUGUUGUUCGAAUGUCCACUAGUUAUCACGGAUCCUUCUUUUAUAGAGCAGGCCGCAUAUGCACAGAACUUUCAACAUCAACAAAAUAAUCCAUUUUCUCAGACGUACAAUCUCGGCUGGAGAAACCAUCCUAACUUCUCCUAUGGCAACAAUCAAAAUAGUCAAAAUCCACCAAAAAUGGGAAGACCACAAGAAGAAACAGUCUCAAAGCUUCAAGAACGAAGUGACCGGACCGAUGCAUCCAUUAAGAAUAUAGAAAAUCAAAUUGGGCAGUUGGCAAAACUUCUCAUCGAAAGGCAACCAAGCACAUGGCCAAGUAAUACGGAAGUUAACCCAAAGGAGCAAGUAAAUGCAAUCACAACAAGGAGUGGGGUAGAACUACCAGAAAUUCAUGUUAAAAGACCAAGUAUGGCAAAACAAAAUGGUAUUGUUCAAGAGACAACAGAUCAACUUGAAGAGCCCGAAGUAGUAGCUAAACAAGAUAAGGUAAUUUCACCACCGGUUAAGCCAUAUGUUCCUCCAAUUCCAUUCCCUCAAAGGUUGCACAAGCACAAGAUGGAUAAGCAAUUUGAGAAGUUUUUUGAGGUAUUCAAGAAACAUCAUAUUAAUAUACCGUUUGCGGAUGCCUUAGCCCAAAUGCCCAGCUAUGUGAAAUUCAUGAAGGAAAUCUUAUCAAAUAAGAGGAAAUUAGAGAAGCAUGAAACAGUCAACCUAACGGAGGAGUGUUCAACCAUCUUGCAGAAGAAGCUUCCACCAAAACUCAAGGAUCCAGGGAGUUUUUCUAUUCCUUGCACUAUUGGUACAUUUUCGGAAGUGAUAAUGCAGCCGUAG